Messenger RNA from Helianthus annuus (common sunflower), 4557 nucleotides. RefSeq lists its product as uncharacterized. Gene Ontology annotation, molecular function: zinc ion binding; protein-folding chaperone binding. The coding region runs from base 3987 to 4457 and encodes 156 amino acids. Gene Ontology annotation, cellular component: mitochondrion. The transcript has 6 exons. Lineage: Eukaryota; Viridiplantae; Streptophyta; Magnoliopsida; Asterales; Asteraceae. Gene Ontology annotation, biological process: protein folding; protein import into mitochondrial matrix; protein stabilization. The record is from RefSeq and is a predicted model, not a curated record.
GAACGAUGCGGCAUACCUUCAUAUCUCAAGUUUCUUUGAAUAAAAGUUCAUGAAAAUAUAAUUCUUUGAAUAAAAGUUCGUGAAAAUAUAAAGGAAAGACUUCAUAUUAUGGAAAGUAUGAAGGAAUUGCUUCAUAUCAUGGAAAAGAUGUAAAAAUUUAUAUAACCAAUAUAAGUCUGUGGCAAAGGAAUAAAGAGAAAAAAAGUAACAAUUAAAAAAGAAAAAAAGUAAGAUUUUGUAAAUUUGUUAAACGAAUUAGAGUUAAAAGAAAAAAGUAAAUAAUUAAAAAAGAAAAAAAGUAAGAUUUUGGUUUAUAAUUUUGUUAAAGGAAUUGUCCUAUAUAUAUUAAUAGACGAAUGAAUUGAACAGUAACAAUGAAUUGAACAGUAACAAAGGGCUUUUUUGGGUAAAGACUUUAUAAGAAAGUGAGACAAUGCAGCGUCGAUGGUGAUGGAGCCGGCCAUGGCGGUGCGCGGCUGAGCUAUGGCGGAUCCACGGUUCACAAGUAGAGAGCGACGAGGGAUGUUAGGUCGAUGGCUGCCAUAGCUCCGACAAUGAUGACGAUCAAGCUGCUAGGGUUCCGACCAAGUUCUGGCAAGGUCGAUGGCUGCCACAGCUCCGACAGUGAUGACGGUCAAGCUGCUAGGGUUCCGACCAAGUUCUGCGUGUGCGCUAUUUGGAUAGAUCGACUAUCAAUGAACCUUAAUCGGACGAGUUAUGUUGAUUUCACGAGUAGGUAAGGUUCCGACGAAGAUUCGGUGUACGAACUUCAAGAUGAAUGUUCCUUUUUCGAGGAGAUCGACAAACCCGAGGUUAGAUCCCGUGAUUUAGUGUUACUCUGUUUCCGAUCACCCCUGCUCCUCCUUGGCCUCUUCCCUCUUUCCGGUACGUCUCCUCCGUCAAUCACCUUUCUAAUCCAUGGUUUACAGUUGUCGGAUUUUAUAUGCAUCUGUUUGAUUCUUCGUUUUGGUGUUUGAUUUUGUGUUUCAACCCAUGCUUUUAUCUUCUUUUUUUUUAAUAAUAUUAUUAUUCUAGAUCCCUGUUGAAUUACCCGGUUGUUGUUUUGCCCGACUACCUGCCAUUGCUUUGUAAUUGCCCUUUUUCAUGAGGAAUAAAAUAGGGUAAAUUACUUUUUAAAAAAAGAUUUUGUGUUUAAAUUCGUAUGGGUGUUUGUUGUUGAAUGGGCUUUGUAAUCAAAUUUGUGAAAGUUAUGAUUGAAAAAGAAUGAAUAUCAAUGUGUUUAGUGAGACAUUUGUGUCUUGCAUGCCAAGUGUUUGUUGUUAUGUGUCAUUGACGCCAGUCUUCAUCAAUUGGGUAUUGGUAUGUAAUGGAGAACUACUUUGUAACCAAAGUGUAUAAAAAACAUAUGUUUGUUUUGAUCUGUGGUUAGGUAUUUUACCUUCUUGGAUUUGUGUUUAGCCCCCACCGAGUUAAGGGACUCGGUGGUCACUGGCCGCUCUUCGAUCUAGGUGAUUGUAGUUGUGCAACAUGAACAUACCAGAUCAAGGCAGCCUUGAGGGGUUAGGGUUUGGUAUGGGUCUAUUGUGGUUGGAAGUUUGAGGAUUUCCACGAAUUCCGGUUAACUCUGACGAGAACCUGAUGACAUGAACCAGCUAUGAGUCAAUGAUUGGUGUCACUGAAGGGUGGUAGCUGUUCACCUGCAAACUUCUUUGCAGCCAUAGUCGGGUCAUCGUUUCGUUGACUCUGAAGACUUACGGAAGGAGAUUCGGGUCGCCCAAGAGUUGGUUUUAGGUGCACGAUGUCGGAGGUAUCAAAUAUCAGCUUCGUGCACAUCUAAAAACCACUUCAUCGGUUGGAGAUUGCAAAAGAACAUGGCAUUGAUAAAACGACCAUCGUUGUGACGACGUUUGGAAUUGAGAACCAUAGAUUUGAGGAAGAGAAGAAGAAGAUGUGUGUAGAUUCCGUUUUGGUUUUCCCUGACCCAGGCUUAUUGAUUUAGUGAUACAGAAGCAAUAGUCGGCUUUCGUGCUGCUUCCAAUGAUUAUAGUCGGAAAUAAUGUCCGAUUAAACCACUUCAUACUCUUAUUUGAUUGUGGUUAAGAUGUUGUUGGGAACUCAAAAAGGUUUUAUUGCAGGUAUUUUUGGUUGGAUUAAAGGACAGGAGGGCUAACUAUCCCGCCAGAUUUUUGUUAGUAUGUUUCAACGACUUUAGCCGUUAAUUUUUUUUUCUUUCAAAAAGCUAUGAUUUUGAAUGUGGUGGUUUUAGCUUAAGCGUUUUUGUGUCCUUCAAGCUGCGUUGUAAUCUCUAUUUCUCAUUAGUUUUUUAAAGAAUAUUUAUUUGUUGUUCAAACAAGUAUAACAAAGGUUUUACUUUGAAAGUCAAGCUGCUACAUGCUAAAACUUUAUGAGAAAUAUUUGUUCACAUAAAAGAAAGUUAUAACUAUGUAAGUUUUACAUUACAACAUGUAUUGAGCUAAAACAUUUUUUUAAGAAUGAAGAUAUGAACUUCAAACUUUAAAAGGGCUAAAGUUUACUUUGACUAUCUUGAACAUGUUAAAAGAACUUACGAUUACAUCUAGAGUGAUGGAUUUGAGAUUGUUGGGAUACCUUGCUGCUAAUGCUAAAGCAAUAUAUUUACCCAAAUCUUGAUUUCCUGCAUAAUCAUAAAAAAUUAGCGUUCAUGAUAACCAUUUACACUUAGAUUUAGAUUUUUUAUUGCAUAAUCUUGGAUUCGAUAAAUAAGAAAGAUUGAUAUGUCAACUAUUGCAGCUACAGCCCACAUGUUGAUCUUUUUUUACCUCUAAAAUACAAAAUCCAAUGGUUUUGUACCUGAUAAGUAACAAGUUUGAAAUCCAAUAUUCAAAACGUAUGUAUUUAGCAAACUUUUUGGCGAUGUUAACGGUGUGGUUUGGCCAGUUUUGACGGAAUUUCUGGGCCGAACCAGUAAGUAUGGUUCUUGAAAAAACAAAACCAAGACGGCUGGUUUAGCUGGGUCGGCUUGACUUGUCAACCCCAGCCAUAAAUAUCCUGAAAUGAGCAAAAGAAGUGUAUCUUUUGUUGGGUCCUUAACGACAACAUGAAGUUUCUGCUCCCCACCAUUGUUCAUCCAAGAAACACGAGACUCGCAACCACGAGUCUAUAUGAUGUGUAAACCAAAUCAAUGACUAAACGAAUUCAUUUGAAAUAAUUUUCAUAAUUAUUAGGUGGGUUUGACUCAUGGAUAAAGCAGCAAGAUCAAGGGGACUAUAACAGAACUAACCGAUACUAAUUAAAUUCAUGCGCCACGUAGCAUGGGGAAUUGUAGGCGCAACGCGCCGCUUUGAUACCACUAGUUAGAGUUAAAAGAAAAAAAAUGUAAGAUUUUGCUUUAAAAAAUUUGUUAAAGGAAUUAGAGUUAAAGAAAAAUUGUUAAAGGAAUUAGAGUUUAAAAAAAAAGUAAGAUUUUGCUUCAGGGUCUCACUAUUUCCACACCCUUAAAAUCGUAUUUUCACACCUCUACAUGUAUACGACCUGUAUAGAGUUAUUUUAGUCGUAUAAGUGAUUGUUGCACAAAAAAAAAAUGUCAUGGACUGUUUUUUUGUCCAUGUAUACGGGCCGUAUAACAUUAUACGACAUGUAUAGAAUACGACCCAUAUAAUGUUAUACGACCCAAACAUCAUAUAAUGUUAUACGACCCAUAUAAUGUUAUACGAGUCGUAUAGAAUGUUAUACGGUCUAAUAUUUUCUCUAUGUAUACGAGCCGUAUAGCAUUAUACGUGUCGUCUAACAUAUACGGCCAAAAAUUUGUCAUGUUAAAUUAUUCUAUACGGGCCUCAUAACGUUAUACGAUUCGUAUACAAGGUGUGAAAUUAAGAUCUUGUGAGAUUAUUAGGACCUGUUAGAGGAAUUAGAGUUAAAAGAACAUGAAAUUACACAUAUACCCUCUCACAGACACACGCUCUCUCUACUCAUCAAACCUGCGUCUUCACUUCAGCCUUCAUCUUCUUGGAACCGAACCGGGUUUUUAGCCCUACCCGUUGAACACCAUGGCCACCAUAGCUUCUUCCCUCUUUUCUCUGCCUUCCCUGCGUGCAAGUGCAGCAAAUAAACCUCACAGAACAACAACAACUCUUCUUCCAUGCCCUAAUUUCCUUCAACCCAACUUGACCCUCAAAUUCUGCAGAUUGGGGAAUUCUUACACAAAUAGAAAGGGGUCAACCGUUGUGAUUUCUUGCUUGGUUGAUCAUAAUUCGACAGCUGAAGGAUCAGAGUCAAACCCUGGAGCAACUAUUGACCUCAAACUCCCAAGAAGAAGCUUGUUAGUGCAGUUUACCUGCAAUGCUUGCGGUGUAAGAUCACAAAAGCUCAUAAACAGACUAGCUUAUGAAAAAGGGAUGGUUUUUGUUCAGUGUACAGGAUGUGAACAGUAUCACAAACUUGUUGACAAUCUAAAUCUUGUGGUGGAGUACGACUUUCGGGAGGAAAUCAAUGCGAGUCCGGAUGCAGAUCAAGUUUGAUUCAUCGUUCUACUCUGUUUUGUAAAUUUGUUCUUUAUCUAACAGUUAAUAUACAUUUAUAAGCCUUCUUUAAUCUAUAAUUUAUAACGUUUGUUCUCCA